Oreochromis aureus is the source of this 1154-nucleotide messenger RNA. RefSeq names its product myogenic factor 6 (gene myf6). Gene Ontology annotation, molecular function: DNA-binding transcription factor activity, RNA polymerase II-specific; RNA polymerase II cis-regulatory region sequence-specific DNA binding; protein dimerization activity. Bases 221 to 898 code for a protein of 225 amino acids. Lineage: Eukaryota; Metazoa; Chordata; Actinopteri; Cichliformes; Cichlidae. The transcript has 5 exons. Gene Ontology annotation, biological process: muscle organ development; regulation of transcription by RNA polymerase II; positive regulation of myoblast differentiation. The record is from RefSeq and is a predicted model, not a curated record.
CACAGAGCCACGAUACAACUUUUAUUAUUCCCCCAAAUUGUCCUCACUUCUACUUUAAGACCAGUGUUCCUUUGACUUUGGGACCUGAAGCAGCAAACGGCUAUUGAUGUCAGACUUAAAGACCGGAUAUCCAGUGAGGAGCAGUUCUUCAGCAGUGCCUCGAGCUGAUAUGAACAUAGGAAGAGACCCAGUGUGAAAACAGAGUGAGGAGCGCAACAAUAUGAUGGACCUUUUCGAGACCAACAGUUAUCUUUUUAAUGAUUUGCGCUAUCUGGAGGAAGCAGAUCAUGGACCACUACAGCACUUGGACAUGGCAGGGGUUUCCCCUCUGUACAAUGGCAAUGACAGCCCACUGUCCCAAGCGGGUCACGAUAAUGUCCCGUCCGGUGGGGAGAGCAGCGGAGAGGAGCACGUCCCUGCACCUCCGGGUCUCCGGGCGCACUGCGAGGGUCAGUGCCUCAUGUGGGCCUGUAAGAUCUGCAAGAGAAAGACGGCUCCCACGGAUAGACGUAAGGCUGCGACCCUCAGGGAGAGGAGGAGGCUUAAGAAGAUCAACGAAGCCUUCGACGCACUGAAGAGGAAGACCGUAGCCAAUCCCAACCAGAGGCUACCCAAAGUGGAGAUUUUACGCAGCGCCAUCAGCUACAUAGAGAGGCUGCAGGAGCUGCUGCAGACGCUGGACGAGCAGGAGAAAACCGGAUCUCCAUGUGACGCAAAAGAAAACAAUGUGGCCAGUGAGUACCACUGGAAGAAAUCCUCUGAGGCUUGGCCAACCUCCGCUGACCAUUCCACUUCAGCAAUGAACUGCACAGAAGGAGCCAGUGAGUCUUCCGCGUCCUCCAGCCUCCUGCGGCUGUCCUCCAUCGUGGACAGCAUCACCAACGACAGCAGUCAUUGAGGACGUCUCAGAAAACUGAAACAUUAGCAAACUAUCUGACAUUUUCAAUAUGAUCUAUUCUGAUCAUCUGUGAACUAUUUUUGCCAUAGUAAACCAUUCUGACUUCUGUUUGUAAGUACUUCAUUUGUACAGGAAGAGCAAAAGAUUUGUACAUAUUUUAUAUUAACAUGAAGUUUAGAUGUAUUUAUUUUGUGUCCAAAGGCUAACCUUGGCUUUAAGGAAGCUGAAAUUCUCUUUAUAUAUUGUACACAGCUGA